UGUGUACGUCUCUUGACUUGUCAUCUACUGAACGAUUCGAUUGCGAAUUGUCAAACUCUCUCAUGUUGCGAAUUGUCAAAUAACAAAACGACGAUAACAUUAUAUAAUUUAAGUGAAUAAAAAAGAGGAAAAGGUAACAUAACGCUGAGUUAAGGUAACGAAAGAAGACGAGCGUUUUAAUUGGAAGCAUUGAGAAUGGCAUCAGGACGUGAGGCAGCGAAGCGCACCUUACAACAAGUUCGUCCGGUCCUAUCGGUGAACAAAGAGGAAGCCAAACGACGUGUUCUGAAUCUGUAUAAGGCCUGGUAUCGCCAAAUCCCGUUCGUAGUGGACACAAACAACAUCCCAAAAUCAGUGGAUCAAUGCAGAGCCAAAUUACGCGAAGAAUUCUUGAAGCAUAAGGAUUUAGAAGAUAUUAGAAUCGUAGAUAUGUUAGUAAUUAAAGGCAAAAUGGAACUACAGGAGACUAUAGAAAAAUGGAAGCAGCCGACUCACUUAAUGCGAUUUUGGAAGGACACCAUUGAGCCAAAACCAGCCGAUUUCCUGUCCAAAUUCAUUUCGGGCAAGAAUUAAAACCCCUUGCCUACACCUACAUUAUCUUAUCUGCGCGUGAAAUCUUUGCCAAUUCCACGAAUAGUGGAAUUGGAUGAACUGCUUGGGCAGAGAAGCAGUUGUAAAAUUGGAAUGAAAUAAAGAAACAAAAGAAAAGAAAUAUUUUAAAGCCAUCAAUUUGUCAGUACACCAUCAAUGUUGUAGAAUCGCUUGAGAAAAUGGAAUAAACAUAUAGAGACAUUCAUGUAA
Sitodiplosis mosellana (orange wheat blossom midge) is the source of this 801-nucleotide messenger RNA. RefSeq names its product NADH dehydrogenase [ubiquinone] 1 alpha subcomplex subunit 6 (gene ND-B14). Lineage: Eukaryota; Metazoa; Arthropoda; Insecta; Diptera; Cecidomyiidae. The coding region runs from base 196 to 573 and encodes 125 amino acids. The record is from RefSeq and is a predicted model, not a curated record. Gene Ontology annotation, biological process: response to oxidative stress. The transcript is spliced from 3 exons.